Anopheles coustani is the source of this 978-nucleotide messenger RNA. RefSeq names its product putative nuclease HARBI1. The transcript has 4 exons. NCBI's taxonomy places the organism in Eukaryota, Metazoa, Arthropoda, Insecta, Diptera, Culicidae. The coding region runs from base 1 to 978 and encodes 325 amino acids. The record is from RefSeq and is a predicted model, not a curated record.
AUGAUUUUCUCGUACUACGUGAGCGACGAUAGUAGCAGUGAAGAAGAAAGUCGGCCGAAUCUAGCAAACCAACGUCGACUGCUUCGUAGCAUGUUCGACCCGAUGGAAUUGAAUACCCAAACGUUUAAGAAAAAUUUCCGCGUGUCUAAGGAAAUUUUUCUUGACAUCCUUAAGGAAAUUGAACCAAAAUUUCCGCCAGUUAGAGCACAAGCACUUACCCCAAAGGAAAUUUUGGCUGCCACGCUAAGAUUUUUAGCAGAAGGUAGCUACCAACACGGUGUUGGAAAGGAUUUCAACAUUGCAAUAGCUCAACCUACUUUUUCCGUGGUUUUUGCAAAAUGUUUGAAAAUCCUUGAAGAUACUCUCGCGGCAAAGUGGAUCACGAUAGAAAUGGCACCCAACGAACAGCAGGCUGCUCGACGGUACUUCUACGCAAAAAGUGGCAUUCCUGGUGUUGUAAUGUGUGCUGAUGGUACGCACAUAAAAAUCGUUGCACCAGUUGAGGACAGAGCCCAUCAUUAUAACCGAAAAGGUUAUUAUAGCAUAAACGCGUUGAUUAUUUGUGACCACGAAAUGAGAAUCCGGUAUGUGAAUGGGAGGUACAGUGGGGCAAAUCAUGACUCGCAUGUAUGGACUGUGUGCGGAAUCGAUGACUUUUUCGCUGGAAAGCAUCAACGUGGCGAAACAAGCUAUAAAGUGCUAGCCGAUUCUGCGUACCCGUUGAAGUCAUGGCUAGUGACGCCUAAACGGAAUCCUGUUCCAGGAACACCGGAUGCUGAGUACAACAAAAAACAUUCUUUGGGAAGAGAAAUAGUUGAGCGGACAAUCGGCUUAUUAAAAAUUAGGUUUCGAUGUUUGUUGGGAGCUCGUCAAUUACACUACCGACCGGAGAAAGCAGCACAAAUUUUGAAUGUAUGCUGUAUUUUGCACAACAUGUGCAUUGCUUACAAUAUAGAAGAGUCCAGCUCGGACGAAUAA